UGGGUGUAUAUGAGAACUGCAUUCACAUCCCUGUUACAGUAUCACUUAAUCACUUGGUCUUUUCUCCUGGAUGUACAGGCUGGAUUUAAACCAGGGCUUCCUGAUUUUUAGCUAACCGUCCUGUGCGGGUAAAAACGAGAAACUGUCAUUUCAGUAUUCUGGAUAGACUUUGAUCUCUAUAUUCCUCGUGUAUGCCUAGCAGUGAAGGAAUCUACAGACAGAUAUUAGAACAACGACUGAUACAACCAUUAAUCUACGUUUACUGAUGAGUCUAUUUAACCUGGCUUACCUGGAUCCUGUCUUAAGAUAUAGGAUUUCAAUCUUGCUCUUACUUGGACAUUCGACAUCUGUGGCGUUUGGGUUUCCCCAUUGUGCAAAGAACAUACUCGAAUCCAAGUCAUUGAAGAGCGAUAAAGAAGUGUUUACCAGUGAAGAAGAUGCCAGCAGUUUUCUUAGACGUCGUUUACUUUACAACCAAUUUGACUUUGAAAUGUUCGUCUCCGGCAAUCUGGAGAGAGAAUGUAAUGAAGAACUGUGUAGCUACGAGGAAGCCAGGGAAAUAUUUGAGGAUCAAGAUGCAACGAUGACGUUUUGGAAGAAAUACACAUCUAAGGAUGUAACCUCAAGUAAAGCACUUGAGAUUGAUGUGGUGGGACUUCUCACGGGACUCAUAUCUGCUGGGACAUUAUUGGUGAUCAUUGGACUUGUUGUUUAUUACGUGUACUCAAUGCGCUGUCACCCAAGGAGACACAUUAAUGUAUCAGAAGAUACCUGCGAAUGCAGACGUAUAUCACACGUGGCAAGCGGAACAGAGGAAGAGCAUCCAUUACAGCCCAUCUAUCUGCCUUCGGUGGAGCUAGGUCCACCACCGUACGACCAAGCAGUGAUUCCCCUAUGUGAUUUACCGCCACCACCCUAUCCAGGGUCGGAGAUAGAUGCAAAAGUCUACAGAAAGUCCUACUCAAUUCCUGCGUCUCAGGAAUUUUAACUCCUCAGUGGGGAUUCAUGAAACCAUGGGAGAUAAUUAUUCCUUAUUUUAGAAGGAGAAAGCAAUCUCUUUAACAGAGCCAUGUGCUAAAGGGAACAAGAGGGGGGAUAUGGUGAACAUACCUGAUUGCCAGUGGAAACUUUGCCAAGUGGACCUUAUCUUCCAGCAAUGUCACUCUAUGUGAAUGUUCUAGCAUGGCCUGUCUAUGGUCACAAGUUAAUUUGCUGAUGAAUUUGGUGACCUGGAUCGUGACCUAUCGUGAAACCAACCAGUGUAAGAGAUAGUGGGCCGCUAUUUUUUUGUUAAAGUGGUGCACUCUAAUCUGUGGUUGGAAUAGGAUUCUAGAGCAUGAUGGAUCCCGGAAAACUAAACACAGUCAUUUAUCUUAAAGAGAGAGAGAGAAUUUGACACAUAAUGCGGGUUUGAUUAUAAUUAUUAUUUUUUUUUAUAAUUAUGGGUAUAUUAACGUAAGCCGUUUUAUACCACUAAGAACGUAACCGUUCUAAGGAGUAGUAUAUUUAUUGUUAGUGUAGCACAACUCUUAUGCCUUUUUAAGUGAAGUAACUGACCACACAACACGUACUGCACCCAAAAUGCAAAGGCUGCGUUCUGAUUUGUAAAGGAUAAUGGGACUUGUAGGGCGGUGUGCUCUUAGAUAAAUAUUGCUGGUGAUGUUCUUUACAAUGAUAAAUAAAUCACAACCA
This is a messenger RNA of Pelobates fuscus (common spadefoot toad), 1692 nucleotides long. It is a transcript of the gene PRRG4, whose product is annotated as proline rich and Gla domain 4. NCBI's taxonomy places the organism in Eukaryota, Metazoa, Chordata, Amphibia, Anura, Pelobatidae. Gene Ontology annotation, cellular component: extracellular region; plasma membrane. The record is from RefSeq and is a predicted model, not a curated record. The transcript has 6 exons. The coding region runs from base 266 to 988 and encodes 240 amino acids. Gene Ontology annotation, molecular function: calcium ion binding.